Molecule: messenger RNA, 2519 nt
Organism: Eurytemora carolleeae
Lineage: Eukaryota; Metazoa; Arthropoda; Copepoda; Calanoida; Temoridae
Product: hemicentin-1
Exons: 3
Coding region: 234-2342 (702 amino acids)
Biological process (GO): cell-cell adhesion
Cellular component (GO): cell-cell junction
Molecular function (GO): cell adhesion molecule binding
Source: RefSeq, a predicted model, not a curated record
ACUCCAGGUUUACUCCUCCCUGUGUUUCCCAACUUGGAUCUAGAAUUGUUCGAAUGGUUUCUCUCUCUCUCUCGGAACCCCGGGCCGGGACGGGACGGGAGAACCCGCGGGCGGAGCGAAACUUCCGAACUUACAUUUCAACUCCAAGUCUCCAGUCCGAGUUUGUUGUUGGUAUUAGCAUGGGGCCUGGAUAUUAGUGCUCUAAACAAAACGAAGAUCGAAAACUUAUCAAAAUGAAAGUGAUAAUUUUAUUCUCGCUGAUGACGACUGGACUAGGAUUACAAAUGUUUAGCGUGACUCCGACAUAUCGUGAGGUUAACCCCGGAGGAACAGUCCUCAUGAACUGCGUUGUUGAGUCCAUGAAGGGUGAGUGUAGGUGGGAGAAGGACGGAGUACCAAUUGGAUUAUAUCCUGGUAAAUAUGAGAUGGUUGGAGAGAAGGAUGGAGAUUGUACACUCCGUAUCCUGGCAGCCUCCAUGGAGUUCGACAACGGGGUCUGGCAGUGCCAGGUCACUGCAUCAGACUUUAAACAGAAGGAUACUCUUAUAUCAGACGGAGCUCAACUUGUUGUCAGAGUAUCUCCGGGUGCACCUGAGCUACGUAAGGCUGGAGGAGGACGGGUUGCGGAGAAAAUCACAGGACGGGCAGGAGAGGAGCUCAACCUGGAGUGCGUAUCUGAGGGAGGGAAUCCUGCUCCACUCCUAUCCUGGAGAAUUGGAGGGAAAACUAUUAAACCUAGUGGAGAUCAGGAUGACACAUUACAGACUGGAGGUUACUGGAGCUCAACCUCCAGGUUGCUUCUCCCUGUCUCCAGGGAUGAUAAUGGAGCAACUGUAGAAUGUAUCCUGGAACACUCUACUAUAGAGGAACCUAGCACUAGUUCCUUAAACCUGGAGAUAUAUUUCCCACCCCGGGUAGAACUUACAACAAGUUCUCCUGCUCCUCUGCCAGAGGGAGCAUCUGUUACCCUGAGCUGUGAUGUGACCAGCAACCCUCCUGCCAAGAUAUCCUGGAGAAAGAUAGGACUCGGAGAGAGUAUCCUGGUUGGGAGUUCUCCGAACCUGGUUCUCAACCCUGUGAGAAGAGAGGAUGAUGGUAGCUACCAGUGCUCAGCUGAGAAUGAGCUUGGAUUGUCUAAACCUGAAACUGUUCUUGUUCAAGUUCAUUAUGCUCCUGUGAUUGCUGGUCUAUCUGCUACCGGUAGAAUCGAAGUUCAGAUCGGAGAAAUGAGAACUCUACGGUGUCAUACUCAGGGUUCUCCGAGUCCUAAUAUCCAGUGGCUGCAACAAACACAUACCGGAGAGGUUCUUGUGCGUGGCUAUGAUGAGGAACUAAAGAUUGAGCGGGCUAGUUAUCAGCACCAAGGUAGUUUUGUGUGCUCUGCUAAGAAUACUAUCGGAGAAGUUCAAUCUGAUCCGAUCCUCAUUGAUGUUCUUGGUAAACCUGAGAUAGAUCGGAUAAAGGUGAAGACGGAGUAUGUGUUAAACCUAGGAGAGGAUCUCAAUGCUGUGGUUGAAUUCUGCGCUAAACCUGCUCCACGUGUAACCUGGAACCUGGGUCCGGUAGGGCAGGCUGAUAGGACAGUAGAGCUCAUAGCAGGGUCAACCUUCGAGCGAUUCCAUGCCGGGAGUAGUCAUGUGAUCUCCGAGUAUUGUUUCUCCGCCAGUCUUCUCAUCUUUAGUGUCAGGUUGGAGGACUCUAAAGAGUUCAUUCUCCAGGUGGAAAAUGAUUACAGGAAAGAAACUCUUCCACUCCGCGUUGUUGUGAUUGAUACAAGACUAUUUACCGAGGAAGUAUUUGCUGCAAUUAUAGUCGGAGGAGUUCUGACAAUUCUCCUGCUCAGUGUUAUUAUUAUCUACGUGGUUCGGAUUGGUUGUUGCUCCGGUGGCCCUCCUAAGGAUUCAGGCAGUGAUCGUACGGACCUGGAGAGCUGUAGAAGUAGUACAGUUAGUCACAACAGUCACAAUACAAUACCUCCUGAUGCACUCUACGGUACUGUCAAGAAAUCAUACUUUGAACCAGAGUUUAAUAACUCCAAAGAGAAACUUCGACCUGAUCUUCUCCGCUCUGGUGAAAACAGUCCUUACUCCGGGAGAAGUUACUCCGUUCAGCAGGGAACGAUAAACCCUAUCGGAGUGCAUUCUGGCACCCUGAGAAAAACUAAAGUGAAUCCUAACAUAGAUCCUAAACUUUCUGGAAGUUUGAGGAAGAGUGGAAAAUAUCCUGAGUACCGUAGUCAAGGAGUGGAUUGUCAGAUUAGUAGUUCAUGUCAAUCCAACUCAUCUCUAGACGAUAUACUUUACUCUUAUAGUUCUAAUAUACAGUAUAAAGGACAGGUUUAGCUCCUCCAUUGUAGGUUUAGCCUGCUCCGGGUGCAUAUUUAACAGCUCCUGGUUUAACAGUAGCUCCUUCUCCGGAAAAUGCACCUUCAAUGGAAGGCUGUUUCCUGGCAUAAAUUUAUAAAUAGAUUAUUAUAUUACAUUGUCUCAUUGUUCAUGAUUAAUAAACGAUUAAUAAUA